AGGGCUUCUAGUUUUACUCGGCCUCGUCUCAUAUAUAAAUCAUACAACAACAGCGUUUGCUACGCCUCUCACACACAGAACAUCCCCGUCGAAGUGAGAGAGAGGGAGAUCGAGAGAACCAGGACUCGUCGGAGAUGGUCACUUACAAGUUUCAUCAGUACCAGGUCGUUGGGAGAGCUCUGCCGACGGCAACGGACGAGCACCCUAAGAUCUACCGAAUGAAGCUAUGGGCCACAAAUGAGGUUCGUGCCAAGUCCAAGUUUUGGUAUUUCCUGAGGAAGCUUAAGAAGGUGAAGAAGAGCAAUGGCCAGAUGCUUGCAAUCAACGAGAUAUUUGAGAAAAACCCAACUACCAUCAAGAACUAUGGUAUAUGGCUCCGUUACCAGAGUAGAACUGGCUAUCACAACAUGUACAAAGAGUACCGUGAUACUACCUUGAAUGGUGCUGUUGAACAAAUGUAUACUGAGAUGGCUUCCCGUCAUAGAGUUCGCCACCACUGCAUUCAAAUUAUCAAGACAGCAACAAUCCCAGCUAAACUUUGCAAGAGGGAGAGUACCAAGCAGUUCCACAACUCGAAGAUCAAGUUCCCCUUGGUGUUCAGGAAAGUGAGGCCACCAACCAGGAAGCUCAAGACUACAUACAAGGCUACUAGACCUAACCUGUUUAUGUAAACAUGUUGGUCAUUUGCUUGGAGGGAAGAAUGGCCUAUUUUCUGCAAUUUUGUUGCUUUAAUUUUGGGUGAGAAGUGAGUCCUUCUCAGGUGCUUGACGGAUAUUUUCAUUUUAAUUACAUAGGGUAUUAGACUUGUCACAAUAGACGGUUAUCAAAAUGUUGUAUGUCAACGUUUUGGUCUAUAGACUGCUUUCUACUUUAUGUCGUUCCUUUCAUGCCUUUUAUAUCUAUCAUCCAUGGAAGUCUUAUUUUAUCUACAUUUUGAGACAUCGGAUUCCUUGUUCACUGUGUUACUAGCUGUUCCAUGCGUACCUUGUAAUGAAUGUCUACUGCCUGCUUUUCUUGUUCA
Olea europaea var. sylvestris is the source of this 1021-nucleotide messenger RNA. Its product is annotated as 60S ribosomal protein L18a-like. Gene Ontology annotation, biological process: translation. Gene Ontology annotation, molecular function: structural constituent of ribosome. Gene Ontology annotation, cellular component: cytosolic large ribosomal subunit; ribosome. The record is from RefSeq and is a predicted model, not a curated record. The coding region runs from base 135 to 671 and encodes 178 amino acids. NCBI's taxonomy places the organism in Eukaryota, Viridiplantae, Streptophyta, Magnoliopsida, Lamiales, Oleaceae. The transcript is spliced from 4 exons.